This is a messenger RNA of Myotis daubentonii (Daubenton's bat), 802 nucleotides long. Its product is annotated as zinc finger protein 286A-like. Gene Ontology annotation, biological process: regulation of DNA-templated transcription. NCBI's taxonomy places the organism in Eukaryota, Metazoa, Chordata, Mammalia, Chiroptera, Vespertilionidae. The record is from RefSeq and is a predicted model, not a curated record.
UGCUGAGAAACGGAGGUUGGCCGUGCCCGGGGCCUUCUGGGAAUCGUAGUUCUGGGCUGGAUGAGGCUCGCCAGCCUCGCCCCAUCCCCUUCUUACGCAUGCGCGGCUCCGAGCUGGCCCCAGAGGUUCGGAGCCUUUGUCAAGCCCGGAUGGGAGCGCCCCGAGGGCCGGCCGGCGGGAGGACGGGGCUUCUCGCUGUGACGUGCCGAGAGGUCCAGAUGGAGGAGCGCGGAGACGGGAGCUCCGAAUCUUCGGAACCGGGAGGAUUGGGGAUCAUGGAGGCAGAUUGGGCCGAGGUGCCCGAGAAGAGAGCUACGUCUUUCCAGGAUUCUUUCUAUUCCCAAGAGAAGAGCACAGAAAAGGGAGAAGUGGCAGCUCUCCACCUCACAGCCAGAUCCCAGGCGUCCGUGACAUUCAAGGAUGUGGCCAUGGACCUUACCCCCGAGGAGUGGGGGAAGCUGGAUCCUGCACAGAGGGACGUGAUGCUGGAGAACUAUAGGAACCUGGUCUCGCUCUGCAUGAACACUUGUGUUUUCCAGUGCAUAGAAACUCCUUACCAGGCCCAGAUUCCUGCAGAUGUUUUAAGCUUCAUGUGGAGGUCCAUCUUCCCUCACUCCAGAUCUUCCUGGCUUCCAGUUUCCAAGCCUGAGAACUACAAUUUGGAGAAUGGAAAGGAAACAUUGAUGCUUGAGAGAAAAGUCCCCAGAAGCAGCUAUUCAGGUCCAUGAAUUUUCACAAGUUGAACACAGCUCCCGAAUCAAGAAACAACCUUUCCAGCACCCCUAGAAAUACCCUGUGCCCU